Messenger RNA from Scomber scombrus (Atlantic mackerel), 5271 nucleotides. RefSeq names its product coiled-coil domain containing 18 (gene ccdc18). The transcript has 25 exons. The record is from RefSeq and is a predicted model, not a curated record. Bases 424 to 5034 code for a protein of 1536 amino acids. Lineage: Eukaryota; Metazoa; Chordata; Actinopteri; Scombriformes; Scombridae.
ACCCACAUCUACACUGGACUGGGAAACCUGGAAAAUUUUGUUCAACUCGGAAGUGUCAGAACAUGUUUAAUGCUUUUAUAUGACAGGACGACAAAAGUAACACUUCAUUCAAAGCAUUAACGUCGUCUGUCGUGUUUUGGUCGUUUUUUUCGCUAGCUUACUUAGCUAGCCACCUGUUGCUCCAGCGAGCAUCUUUGUUUACAUUUUGCGACCAUAGCAAAGCUAGCCGACAUGCUUUACAUGCUCUCAUCACUGCUGUUUAACACGUAACGUUAUAUCGAUGAGUAGUUAUGUGAUGUUUUUUUCACUUAUGCAACUAUUCACACAAGUUGUUGGACUGAAACUCAACUGAAAGCUUAACCUCAGUAAGCCAAGACAAGGUGUUAAAUAGCUGAAAUUUGACAUGAACCCAUUAUUAGUCUAAUGUUUGAAAACGAAGAGAGUUCAAGUGAAGAUGUGGACAGUUUGAGGGAUCUGCUUACACUGACGGAGAUCAGCCUGCAAAGUGUGGGACAACAACUGAGUCAGUCAGGACAUGAUGAUGAGUGUGUGCAGCCAAGUCUUGAUCACCUGACCUUACAGUACCUGCAGACCCCUGAUGGUCCUCUGUAUCAGCCAGGGUGUGUUUGUCAGGAGAGGCGUCUCAGCGGGACAGUUGAGAGACGUGCUGCUGGCAGUCUCAGCCCAUCAUCCACCAACUCUAGGUCUGCCUCAGUUAAGGCGAGGUCACUAGAGAUGGAGUCUGUUGCUGCAAGGAGGAAGUUGGGCUGUGUGCGUCAGGAGAACGCCUGCCUGACCAUGCAGGAUGAAGAGCUCAUCAGUGACCUGGAUGCCAUGCAGUAUGAAUUGGUCACCUCCAAGUCUCAGGUCUGUCACCGAGGUCCCAGGGUUGGGGUUAAAAACAAUGCAGCAGUCAUGAGUGAGCAGAUCCGUCGUCUUGAAGCAGAGCUGGAGGCUAAUGCCAAAGAACUAAAGGCAGCCAAGCUCAGGAUUGAGUGUUGUCAGGAAGCAGCCGCUCACAGUGACAUUGUGGCGGCGGCUGUCACUGAUGAACUGAGAACAGUCAGAGAAGAGUUGGACAACUUGAUAACGCUGUGCAAAAGGGCGGAGCAGCAAAGGAACCAAGCACUUCAAAAUGCAGAAAAACUCAAAGAUGCUUUCAAAGAGUACAAGGCCACCAUUUCCAUUAAACUCCAGAGGGUGAUGGAGAGUGAAAGCAAGUUAAAAGAGAGUCUUAUUGAGUGUGACAGAGAGAAGGAAGAGUUGGAAAUGAAAUGUACUCUGUUGGAGAGAGAGAAUGUAGAACAUAUUCAAACAAUCAGCAAACUCAAGGAGGAGAUGAAGCAGGCAAAGUCCUCGGCUGCUGAGCGCUCGGCCCUCCAGGCUCAGCUGGAAGAGGCCGGGCGACGGGCCUCAUAUCUGGAGCAGCAGCUUGUGGAGCGGGCUGCAGAGUGCAGGGAGACGACCUCUGUGCGCAGAGAGCUGGAAGACCUGCGGACUCUGACCCAGAGCCAGGAGCAAAGGGUGGCCCAGAGCCACAUAGAGGCUCAGCAGAGCCAGGCAGAGCUGGCCAGCUUGGAGGCCACACUGGCCCUGCUGCAUCUACGAGAGGGUGCUGUGGGGUCACUCUGUGUCAGGCCUUGCACCUUGCCUACAUUUGACUAUUCAGGAACUACACACCUGCUGAAGCUAAAGCCAGGUGAAGGCUACCAGCAGCUGCUGCGAGUGCUGCAGUCAGUCGACACUGAACGGGCUAAACAGAGCAACCUGGUGGAGCGACUUCAGGAGCGUCUGAGCAGAGCACAGGAGGAGAUCUCCUCCCUGCAGGGCUCCAUGGCCCAGAGAGCCUCCCAUUACCAGAGCCUCCACACGGAGCUGCUGGACAAAGUCAGCCAAGCCACUGACACAGAGAAAGAAUUGAAGAGGAAAAGUGCACGAGCAUCUGCGCUGGAAAAACAGUUACAGGAGAAAACAUCAGCCUACAGUCUGGCUGCACUGAAGAACACUGAGCUGGAGAACCAGCUAGCGGAGAAUACCAGCACUCUUCAGCAUUACCAAUCACUGAUGACCAAAAAGCAAAGAGAGUACCAGCAGUCUUUGGAGAAGUGUAAAAAAUCACAAGCUCAACAAUGCACAGAGCAACAGCACAGAAUAGAAAUGUUGCAGUUGUCUGUAGAGGAGGCUCAGUCUCGGGUGUUGGAGAUAGAACAGGAGCUGACUUCUCUCCAGAAGGAACGAGACGAGGCGCAGAGAGCAGCUUUGCUUUUGCAGAGCUCCGUGGAACAACUCACACAGGAGAGGCAGGUUGAAAUGAGGGACAAUGAUGAGUUGCUACAGAGUUUCAAGGAGCAGGCACUUGACUCUGCUUCCAAGGUGUGUGAGCUACAAUCGUCUCUGUCAGCAUGUAGAGAGGAGCUGAACUUGUAUCAGCAGCAGAUGGAGGAAGUAAAGAAGAUCUAUGAGACUGAGCUGCAGUGGAACAAUGACAAGGUACAGCAUUUUACGCCCCUCACAGCCUGCAAGAGAGUUCAUUUGCACUUCUUCCUCUUCUGUUUGUGCAAAGUCAACUUCUCAAGCAGAUCUUCCCCUUUGCUCCUUCCUCUCCAGGUUUCUUCUCUGCAGGAAAAGCUUCACACUGCCAGCCUGGAUUGUCAGACCUCCAGUGAGCAGAACCUGCAGCUUCAGCUUUCUCUCCAGCAGCAGCAGACCAUGUUGACUGAGAGCACUGCCCGCAUCGCUGAACUGGAGGAGAGCCAGAGCCAGCUGCAAAGACAAGUGUCCUCCCUGGAGCAGCAGCUGGAACGGAUCCGGACGUCACUGCAGGACGAGGUGAGGAACAGAGAGCGGGACUCUCAGGAGAAAGACAAGGACCUGCAGGAGGUCAACCAACAGAACACACAACUGUCUGAGACUGUCAGCCAUCUGACAUCAGAGAUGACAAAGUGUCGAGGGGAGCUGGUGUCUAAAGAGUCGGAGCUGCAGCGUCUUAGGUGGGACGUCACUGCCAAGACAUCUCAGAUCAGCCGCAUGGAGGAGAGUCUGCAACAGACAAAGAGCCUGCUUGACAGCAAGAGCGAGAUGGUCGCAGAUCUGGAUGAGAAGCUCCAUCGCUCUGAGGCAGACAGGCUGAACUGUGCCCAGCGGGUCAAGGUCCUAGAGGGACAGCUGCAGGCAGUGCGUGGAGAGUUGGCUGACACUCUGGAGCAGCUACGGGAACUCAGGGAUGUUCUGCAGAGAACCCAAACCAUCUCUGAUGAGCGGCAAACUGCGGUGGAAAAUCUGACUGUCGCACUUAGUGAAACACGGAGGGAGUUGGAGGAGAGAACUCAUGAGGUCUUAGACAUGGACAGUGCACUGAAGGAAAGACAGGGGGAGCUCCAACAGAGAGCAAAUCUGCUGGGCCAGCUGGAUGUAGCCAUCAAAGAGCACAAGCAGGAGAUGGAGAGGAAGGUGGAGUCUCUGCAGCAGAACCUGGAGGCCAGAGAGAGCAAGCUGAGAGACACACAGAGGGAGCUCACGGACAGAAAAACGAAGGAGUCCCAAGAGCUCAGCCAGCAGCUGCGUGUGUGUCAGCAGAAACUUCAGACUUUACUACAAGAACUUGAAGAAACUCAGCGUCACUGUGAUGCUCUGACCAGAGAGCUGGACGCCACCAAGCUGCAGACAAAGGAGAAGGAUAUCCGGCUGUGUCGUGUGGAGGAAGAGCUGGCUCUAAAGGAGGCGCGCUGGCUGCAGUCGGAGGCCGGCCUGCAGAGCAUGGUCACCUCUCUAGAGCAGGAGCUGGAGCUGGAGAGGGAGCAGCACAGCAAGGAGCUGGAGUCUCUGCAGCAGACUCGAGGCCAGCUCCUCAAAGUCUCUGAGCAGAUCUCCUCCUCCAUGCGCUCCUCCCAGGAACAGCUCACCGCUAAACUUCAGCAGAGCCAGACCCAGCUGGAGCAAGCCAAGGCUCAGUACGACCAGACCAAAUCCCAGCUGGAACAAACUAAGGCUGAUUUGAAACACACCCGGACCAAAGCCAGUCACCUCCAAGCACAGUUAGACCAGAGUCAGACCCAGCUCCUCCAGAGUAAAACCCAGUUGGAGCAGAGCAGGACUCUGUACGAGCAGGCCAAGGCUCAGAACAAUCACCUCCAUGUGCAGCUGGAGCAGCUCAGUGCUCAGCUCAAUCAAGCCAGAGUCCAGACUGCUCGGCUCCAGGCUCAGCUCCACACCUCAAAGAAGUCCAUAGAGACCUCCAAUGAGUCCCUGCUCAUCAAGGAGUCUGAAGUGACCCGUCUCCAAGCCAGGAUCUCCAGUCUGGAGCGAGCUGCUGACCGCCAGAACCUGACUCCGCACGACCACGCGCUCUCCCUCCCUGCUCUGAACAAACUCACACACUCCCCAGAUCACUCCUGUUUUGUUCAAUCCCGUCCUUCCUUACCCAAAAGGCUUCAAACAAUUGUCCACUCUCCUUCACUUGCUCGCUCAACUUUCAGACAAACGUGCUCGUCACCCCCAGCUCACACAGACCCUCAUCUGUCAGACCAAACUGAAAGCCACCAAACUUGCAAUUGGAUGCAGAGCAGCAGUAUCGACUCCUCCCUGGAUCUCCCUCUGAGCCUGAAGGCCACAUUGAGGGAGGCACUGCACCACCAGCCAUGGGAAACCUCCUCCCCCUCUCUCAUCUCAUCUUUGCCAGACACAGCUGGCUGCAGCUGGCAGGGCCUCAGCAGUACGGACGUCACGGUAACCUCCGACCUCUCCUUCAACCCCCUCACAUACAUGGUGGACAGGCAAGAAGACAGAAACCUUGACAGGGACGCUACCUUGAUGCAGGAGCGAGAUGAUGAGCAGAUGAGUGAGUCGAGGAGGGAGUCCGUGUGUAUUCUGGUAGGUCAGGAGGAGGAGGGGAUGGACAUGAGUUCACUGACGGGGAUGCUGAGGUUCGUUAACCAGACGUUAGCGAUGCAGGAGGACCUUUCCUCGUGGAGCUCCGCAGGGUUAUCCCAGAGUGGACACAGGGUUUCACUCCAGAGCGACGUCAAGGAGACAUGAAGCAGAGAGAAGAGCUGUUUACAUCGUUUUCCUCAUUGUGUAUGUCAGUGUACAUUAGCUAUAUAUUUUAGUCCCACAUUCAUUAACAUUCCUUGUAAGUCUGUUCCAUUAAUGUAUGAUAAGAUCAAGCUGCAAUAUUGUCGGACAUGAAAAAAUUAUCAGUCCGGUUUAGUCGACCACUACUUUCUAUUCUGUAAAUGUGAAGUUUCAUACAGAUGUAGCAGCUGUGUUUUAUGU